Molecule: messenger RNA, 2231 nt
Organism: Ostrea edulis (European flat oyster)
Lineage: Eukaryota; Metazoa; Mollusca; Bivalvia; Ostreida; Ostreidae
Product: zinc transporter 7
Exons: 14
Coding region: 103-2169 (688 amino acids)
Biological process (GO): intracellular zinc ion homeostasis; zinc ion transport; transmembrane transport
Cellular component (GO): Golgi apparatus; membrane; small-subunit processome
Molecular function (GO): zinc ion transmembrane transporter activity
Source: RefSeq, a predicted model, not a curated record
AAAUAAAAAUUACCGACAAAAAGAAGAGAAAGUGACACGACACCGGUAGCAAACGGAUGGUAACUUGGAUUUUAAAGAUAACUGAAAACAUUUGAAGAAGUGAUGUUACCUCUUCAUAAGGACGAUGGCAACUACCGACCUGGAUGGAGAAUCAAAGAAAAAUUUAUGGGAUGGAUGAGGUUAAUAUUUUCAGAAAAGACUUCAAGGAAUAUUUUCUUCUUCCUCUUGUUGAAUUUAUCAUUUGCCUUCGUGGAACUUCUGUAUGGAGUUUGGACCAAUAGUCUUGGACUUAUUUCGGAUUCCUUCCACAUGUUCUUUGACUGUACUGCCUUGCUAGCAGGACUUGCAGCUUCAGUCAUUUCAAGAUGGAGAGCAAAUGAGUCAUUCUCUUAUGGGUAUGUGAGAGCUGAAGUUUUGGCUGGCUUUGUGAAUGGACUCUUUCUUCUCUUCAUUGGAUUCUUCAUUUUCUCUGAAGCCAUAGAGCGUUUGGUGGAGCCACCAGAAGUCAAACAUGAGCGUCUCUUCCUUGUGUCCGUGGGUGGCUUCAUUGUAAACCUGAUAGGAAUAUUCGCUUUUCAGCACGGACACGGACAUUCUCAUGGUGGGGGAGAUCAUGGUCAUUCUCAUGGAGGUCAUGGACACAGUCAUGGUUUGGGUUUAGAUACCCAGGAUUCAAUCAGUGCUGAUUAUACACCUGAUUCAGAUCAUGGACAUUCACAUGGUGAUAAAGGUCAUGGUCAUUCACAUGGAGAUUCAGAUCAUGGACAUUCACAUGGUGAUAAAGGUCAUGGCCACUCCCACGGUGGAGGCAGUCAUGGUCACUCUCACAACACAGCCAAGGCAUCACAAUCACAGAUUAUGCAAGGUGUGUUUCUUCAUAUACUUGCUGACACUUUAGGCAGUGUAGGAGUGAUUAUUUCAUCCAUACUCAUCUAUUACUUUGGCUGGAUGAUUGCUGAUCCGGUGUGUUCCAUGUUCAUCGCCACUCUCAUCACUAUAAGUGUCUUGCCACUAUUACGAGAUUCAGUAGGGGUUUUAAUGCAGCGUACACCGAGAGAGUUAGACCAUAUCUUACCUGGUUGUUACCAAAGAGUGUCCCAGUUAGAGGGGGUGUACGGUGUUCAGGAACCUCACUUUUGGACAUUAUGUAGUGAGGUGUAUAUAGGGACCAUCAAGUUAGAAGUAGCCAUGAAUGCUGAUACUAGAUACAUUUUGAGUCAAACACACAACAUCUUCACACAGACUGUCGGCCAUGAAAAGUUUUCCAAAGCUCUGGGAGGCAAACUCCUGAAUCUGGUGACAAUAAUUGUCAAUUUGUCCUGCCAGGAGCAGACUGUCCAAUCGGGCAGGAGUGGGAAUUGGCUUGAAGACCUUGUUGAUAUCUUCUUCAGGCAGUGGGGCAUCUCCUCUAGAUAUUCUCUGCUGGUUUUCUUGUUGCUGUAUGAAGAUAUGGGCAUCAAACGUCAGAAGCAAGUACGGAAAUCCUUAGCAUUUUAUAAACAGAACUUUGGGUACUCGCCCCCUUACUACAUUUUGGUUGAUGGUACUUUCUGUCGGGCUGCACUAAAGCAGAAGAUCAACAUUAGGGAACAGCUGCCAAAGUACUUAGAAGCUGAGAUCAACAUCUGUACCACACAAUGUACACUUGAUGAGUGUGAAGCCUUUGGUUCAGUCUUGUAUGGACCACUGAAAAUCCUCCAGCAGUAUCAGAAAGCACCAUGUGGACACUCCAAGAGCGUUAAAGGGGCAGACAAAUGCAUUCAACACACAACCAAAAAGACAGUCAAAUAUAUAGUAGGCACACAGGAUCCUGUUCUUAGAGAAGUUCUACGUAGUAGAGCAGGCCUUCCAAUUCUCUACAUAGCUUACAAUGCCAUAAUGUUAGAAAACCCUUCACCAGCAUCAUUGUUAGCAGCAGAGAAGAAAAUGGAGUCCGAACUAAGGCCAGCUUCACAUCAAGAGACAGUGAUACAGAAACUUAAAAGACAGACAUUUGGAGAAGAAGUGGUUGUGAAGAAAAGAAAAAAGAAGAUCAAAGGACCAAAUCCACUGUCGUGUAAAAAGAGUAAAAAGAGAGGAACUGAAACGAAACCUGCUAUUGUGGAGACAAAGAAACGUAGAAGAAAAAAGAAAAAACUCAAAUCUGUUCACAAUACUAAUGCUAUUUGAUAAUAUAUAUGCUGUUUUUGUUCAUUGCUGUUUCUGUUAUAGUAAUACAGGUAAUUAUUUCA